Trachymyrmex cornetzi is the source of this 555-nucleotide messenger RNA. Its product is annotated as coiled-coil domain-containing protein 86. Gene Ontology annotation, cellular component: nucleolus. The record is from RefSeq and is a predicted model, not a curated record. The transcript is spliced from 3 exons. NCBI's taxonomy places the organism in Eukaryota, Metazoa, Arthropoda, Insecta, Hymenoptera, Formicidae. Bases 81 to 539 code for a protein of 152 amino acids.
CCGACUAAACUAACCUAUGAGAAAAUUGUUUACAUGCCGUAGCAUUUUAAAAGCGCACGUUUUGUCAAUAUCUCCGAACAAUGGCAAAUCUCUGCGACGAAAAAGUAACGCGUAUGGAAGAUAUAUUGAAUACAGCAUCGGUGCUGAAUAAACCUACACUAGAGCAGUUGCCUAAUACCGAGAAACGCGAGAGGCAACAUAUUCCACGAGGCAAACCAAAAUCUGGUAGGAUAUGGAAGGAAGAAAAAACGAAAUUUUCUUCUAUAAUUAAAACGCGUGGAAUUCGACAGUCGUUUGCUAAGAAACAAAAGUUGAGAGAAGAUCUGAAACGCGUUAAAGAGAUGUCAAGGGCAAUCAAGGCACAAAAACAAGCAGAAAAGGAAACCAAGAAGCAACGAAGGAGAGAAAAUUUAAAAAGAGCGGAGGAAAAUAGAAAAAAGAGCGAAAUUGUGCAAAUUAUUAAAAAUACUGCAAAGAUAAAAAGGAUGAAGAAAAAACAAUUAAGAAUGAUUGAAAAGAGAGACACAACUAAUAUGUAACACUGAAUAAAAUUAU